UUUUUUGCUAAUAGUUUAGUUAAGACGAAAGUUCUCCCCUAAUACUUGUUGUUCUCUCAAAGACAUUCUUGCUCUAGAAGUCUAGACAACGAUUUACUAUCUUAAAUCGUGCUAUAGAAGUAUAAAUAAAAUGUUAUAAACUAAUAAUUUUGGCCACUAUUUAAGAUUUACCAUAUCUUAUUAUCUUAAAUCGUGAUUGUGAUCUAUAAUUCAAGCCUAGAUGCUGUUAAAUUAAUUACGUGGUUAUUUUAUUUUGUUAUUUUAUUAUCAUUUCAUGGUUCUCGCUCUUAUCAACCAAUUCACCCACGUGCGCCAAGACAGUGCCGACUGAUCAGAACAAAUAACCUUAAACACCAAACAGUAAACAGUAUUCUCAGUUUCACGCGUUCUGUAGAUCACCAAAAAAGAAGACGGCACUUCGUCAGUUACUACUCGGUAAACAUUUAUUCAAAGACAAACGCACAAUUCCAAUAUGACCGCAGACACAAGCGUCGCAAGUGUGACUGAUCCAACCGGCAAAAAAGUUUCGUACUCAACGAGAAUCAAGUAUCUCAACGAAAUCGCCAAGCCUCUAGCAACCAAGGCACUUACCAAAAAGAUUUAUAAACUCGUUAAGAAAGCACAUAAAGAAAAGACUUAUUUAAGAGUCGGUUUGAAAGAAGUGCAACGAAGAGUCCGGAGAGAAGAAACAGGGUUAGUAAUUUUUGCUGGUGAUGUUUCACCAAUUGAUAUUAUGAGUCAUAUGCCUGGUGUGUGCGAGACGAAAAAUCUGCCUUACUGUUAUGUGCCUUCGCGUGAUGACUUGGGUUCAUCAAUGGGUGUUAAACGAUCUGCAGUCAUGGUACUUAUCAGAAAACAUGAAAACUAUUCAGAUUUAUAUGAUGAAUGCCAGAGCGAGAUCAAAGCUCUGCCCUAUGAUUUUUAGACUACUGGAAUGAAAUGUCAAUUUUUUAUUUACUAAGAAUAAUGUUAUAAUUAAAUAUAAUUAAACAAAAUAUAUAAUAUAAGUAAAAUAAAUUUA
Messenger RNA from Myzus persicae (green peach aphid), 1021 nucleotides. RefSeq names its product H/ACA ribonucleoprotein complex subunit 2-like protein (gene NHP2). The transcript is spliced from 2 exons. Lineage: Eukaryota; Metazoa; Arthropoda; Insecta; Hemiptera; Aphididae. Gene Ontology annotation, molecular function: box H/ACA snoRNA binding. The coding region runs from base 473 to 925 and encodes 150 amino acids. The record is from RefSeq and is a predicted model, not a curated record. Gene Ontology annotation, cellular component: box H/ACA snoRNP complex. Gene Ontology annotation, biological process: snRNA pseudouridine synthesis; rRNA pseudouridine synthesis.